This is a messenger RNA of Drosophila innubila, 484 nucleotides long. RefSeq lists its product as uncharacterized. The transcript has a single exon. The record is from RefSeq and is a predicted model, not a curated record. Lineage: Eukaryota; Metazoa; Arthropoda; Insecta; Diptera; Drosophilidae. The coding region runs from base 1 to 363 and encodes 120 amino acids.
AUGAAACACGCAUUGGUUAUCUCGGCACUGCUGAUGCUACUCUACACCGUGCUGAUAGAUGGCCAAAACUAUUUGGGCACCAGUCUUAACAACAAUGGACCCAAGAUCUGUGUACUGGACAACUGCAACUAUUACGCUGUGAACAAUGUCUGUGGUCGCUAUGGACGCUCCAAUCUCUGCAAACGCUUCAACAACAGUUGCUUGCUUCGCUACGAGGCAUGCGUCAAUUCGGUGGCCUACACCCAAGUCUCCCUGUCCAUGUGCUCGGGAAUACCUGUGGGAACACGCAGACAGUGCGCAGGCACCUCUUCAACAUUCUCAGGAUCGUCAUCAUCGAAUACGGCACCCAGACCUCGCGGUUAAGAUUUAAUUCCAAUAAACUGUUAAUUUAAAAAAGUUCCCAGAAGUUAUUCCUGAGUUGUAAUAGUUUAAUCCUUUUGAGUGCUCUUCCUGGAAAAUAUUAACUAAAGUGGUUUGCAUUAAA